Messenger RNA from Suncus etruscus (white-toothed pygmy shrew), 935 nucleotides. RefSeq names its product calponin 1 (gene CNN1). Gene Ontology annotation, molecular function: actin binding. The transcript is spliced from 7 exons. Gene Ontology annotation, biological process: actomyosin structure organization. The record is from RefSeq and is a predicted model, not a curated record. Bases 42 to 935 code for a protein of 297 amino acids. Lineage: Eukaryota; Metazoa; Chordata; Mammalia; Eulipotyphla; Soricidae.
CCGCCCGCCUGUCACCUCCCUUCACCGCUGUCACCGCCCUCAUGUCCUCGGCUCACUUCAACCGGGGUCCAGCCUACGGGCUGUCCGCCGAAGUCAAGAACAAGCUGGCCCAGAAGUACGACCCCCAGCGGGAACAGGAGCUGCGGGAGUGGAUCGAGGGGGUGACGGGGCGUCACAUCGGCAGCCGUUUCAUGGACGGGCUCAAAGACGGCAUCAUCCUCUGCGAAUUCAUCAACAAACUGCAGCCAGGCUCGGUGAAGAAGAUCAACGAGUCGACCCAGAACUGGCACCAGCUGGAGAACAUCGGCAAUUUUAUCAAGGCCGUCACCAAGUACGGAGUGAAGCCCCAUGACAUCUUCGAGGCCAACGACCUGUUCGAGAACACAAACCACACGCAGGUGCAGUCCACGCUCCUGGCACUGGCCAGCAUGGCCAAGACGAAAGGGAACAAGGUGAACGUGGGCGUGAAAUACGCUGAGAAGCAGGAGCGCAAGUUCGAGCCCGAGAAGCUGCGACAGGGGAGAAACAUCAUCGGGCUGCAGAUGGGCACCAACAAGUUUGCCAGCCAGCAGGGCAUGACGGCCUAUGGCACCCGGCGCCAUCUCUACGACCCCAAGCUGGGUACGGACCAGCCGCUGGACCAGGCCACCAUCAGCCUGCAGAUGGGCACCAACAAAGGCGCCAGCCAGGCUGGUAUGACAGCGCCUGGCACCAAGCGACAAAUCUUCGAGCCGUCGCUGGGCAUGGAGCAUUGCGACACUCUCAAUGUGAGUCUACAAAUGGGCAGUAACAAAGGAGCGUCGCAGCGGGGCAUGACGGUGUACGGGCUCCCUCGCCAGGUUUACGACCCCAAGUACUGCCUGAACCCCGAGCUGGACGAGCUGGAGGAGGCCUCCCACAACCACCACCCACACAACUACUAUAACUCCACCUAG